AGUCUAGUAGAGAGAGACAAAUUUUUCUUUCACUUCUCAUAAAUCGCAGUGUUUCCAAACAAACGCCAGAAAUCACAGAGAGAGAAGGAAUCGUGCUGACUGCUGUCCUGAACUGCUGUCUGUCAAGAAUCUUUACAGAAUGAAGAACACAUCCUGUACUUCUGUCAGCUUUGACUUCACAGGCAGAUUCCUGCCUCCUGUUUUCAUCUUAGUAUUCAUCAUUGGUCUGGUUGCUAAUGGAUGGGGAUUGAAGACUUUGCUGCAGAAAUGGAAGAAACUAAAGAUCAUCAAUGUGUUUGUUCUCAACCUUGGACUUGCAGAUAUGUUGUAUCUGCUCACACUGCCAUUUUUGGUGGAUUACUACAUCAGGAAUAGACAGUGGAUCUUUGGAGAUGCAUUCUGCAAGAUAACAAGAUUCUGCUUCAACCUGAAUUUAUACGGCAGCAUUGGAUUCCUCACUUGUAUAAGUGUAUUCAGGUACCUGGCUGUUGUUCAUCCAAUAAGAGUGAUGGGAAGAUUAACUGUCACCCAUUCUGUGACUAUCUCAGUCAUGGUUUGGCUGUUAGUGGGUGUUCAGAGUCUUCCAGACAUGUUCUACACCAAAACAUCUGGGAACAAGUCUGGGACAUGCUACGAGACCACCUCUACAGAACAUGUGGAGGAUUACCUGAAAUACAGCCUUGGAUGGACACUGAUGGGGUUUUGUAUCCCAUUCCUUGUCACACUGGGCUGCUAUGGACAUGUGAUUGUUGUUCUCUGCCGCAAAAAUACAACUGACAAGGUACUGACACAGAAAUGCCUGAAGUUGUUGUUUAUUUUGAUCCUUCUCUUCUCUGUUUGUUACAUCCCAUUUCAUGUGUUAAAGAACCUAAAUCUCCGGUCAAGGGUUCUGAGCAAACAGAAGCUUUCCAGUGAAUGGUCUAAUGGAGUUUACAUCGCUCAUCAGAUAAGUCGUGGCCUUGUGUGUCUGAACAGUGCUUUCAACCCUCUGGUUUAUCUCCAUGGGAAUGAGGAAGUUCCUGCUCAGCUCAGACAGCAGCUCCAGCGAGCUCAUCAGAUGUUCAGUCGUUUGCUUCCGUCAAACUCCGGCUCUGUGCCUUUGGCACAAACUGCAGAUGAAGUUCAGCACAUGUAAGCAUGUCAGUAAUUCUGUGAAAAUAAUUCUAUAAACAUCUGUUCUUUGUUGCAGUGCAAAUUGUAGAUGAAGUUAAAUAACAAUGGUUGAUAACUGAAAGCUCAAAUGGCUGCUCUCAGCUUCAUGAGACUGGUUAGUAUCUGUUUCAACUUUACAAAUAUUGUAUUUUGCCUCAAAAAAUGAAUUCAUUUUAUUUUUGAACUUUGUGUUUCUCAUAAUUCCUUUAGAAUAAGCAAAAAAAAAGUCAGACAUAAACAGCAAAAUCAAAUAUAUCACGAGUCUUGAUGUCUGGGGAGAUAAUGUUCACAUUGUGUUGUUGGAGGUGGGAAAGCACAGUGUCUCACACACUCUGUAUAGGUACAGAACAGGAAGUACACCGUGUCCAACAAAUACACUCUAAACAAGAUAUUUGUUUUAUUUUUCCUUUAUCACAGCUGUUGUCUGAAAUCCC
Molecule: messenger RNA, 1586 nt
Organism: Toxotes jaculatrix (banded archerfish)
Lineage: Eukaryota; Metazoa; Chordata; Actinopteri; Toxotidae
Product: P2Y purinoceptor 1-like
Exons: 1
Coding region: 140-1135 (331 amino acids)
Biological process (GO): G protein-coupled receptor signaling pathway
Cellular component (GO): membrane
Molecular function (GO): neuropeptide receptor activity
Source: RefSeq, a predicted model, not a curated record